AAUUAAUUAAAAUUAACGGAGGCACGGACCAGACCAGUGCCCACUGAGUGCGAGAGAGAAAAAGCUGAAUUUGUUUACGUGAGAGGCUGUUAGAUCUAUGCGUUGCUUUUGAUUAAUUUACCGUUCGGCACAUACAGUUCUUUAUCUCUAUCUCUGCGCCCUGAUUUUCUGGACGGUUACCCCAAAACAAAACAAAACAAAGCAGAAAAGCCAUCCUAUAAAAGUUGGAAGUAGCAACUAAUUUUUACUAAAACAGGAAAGAAAUGAGUUUCCAGGAUUUCCAGAAGCCAUCGUCCUCAGUGGGCGGUCGAUCGCAGCCGCAAAGCCCAUCGCAGGCUGUGGCUGCCGCCAUUUUCCAGAUCAACACAGCCGUCUCCGCUUUCCGCCGACUCGUCGACGCCAUCGGAACCGCCAAGGACACUCCUCUUCACCGUCAGAAGCUGCACACCACAAGGCAACGGAUACUACAAUUAGUCAAAGACACUUCUGCUAAGAUCAAAACCUUGAGCGAUUCCGACCACGAUAUCUCUGUCAAUCCUAGUAAGAAAAUAGAAGAUGCAAAGCUUGUCAGAGAUUUCCAAACUACAUUGCAAGAGUUCCAGAAAGCUCAGCAGCUUGCCUCUGAGCGCGAGUCCACUUACUCUCCUUCUGCUCCUCCUCCAUCGAAAACCUCCGACUCUGAUGAAUAUUCGGCACCCAGUGUGGAUCAGGAAAACAGGCCUUUUCUAUAUGAUCAGAAGCGGCAGGAGGUAGUUCUGUUGGAUAAUGAAAUUUCCUUCAAUGAGGCUAUGAUUGAUGAAAGGGAACAGGGUAUUAAGGACAUAGAAGAGCAAAUUGGACAAGCAAAUGAAAUAUUCAAGGACCUUGCUGUUCUUGUUCAUGAGCAGGGUGUCGUUAUUGACGACGUUCACUCAAACAUUGAGUCUUCUUCUGCUGCUACAACUCAAGGUCGAGUUCAGCUAGCUAAGGCUUCCAAAAGUUCAAAAUCCAAGUCCUCAUGGUGUUGGUGGGUGCUUGUGAUAGUUGUGAUAGCAAUGAUCAUCUUUCUCCUUGUCCUUAUCAUUUAGAGCGGAAGUCCAUCUAUAUGCUGUUCUGGUGUGCCCUACAAGAUUGUGUUUGUGUGCUUUUGUACAUUUUUGUUGAUCUAAGUUCCAGGAAUCACCACAUUUUUCCAUGAUAUUUACUUGUAUUAGAGUGGAAUACUGGUUUUUGUUUUAUUUUUCUGGCCCUCUUUCUGGUUGCGGCUUUUUUUUUUUUUUUUUUUUUUUUUGAAGAGAGAGGGGAGGAGGUGGGGGUUCUCGGCUAGUUCACCUGUUGUAUAUUUAUGUUUGUGGGUUUCAAUACUAUGAGAAACAUAAUCUAUUUAUGCAUGUAUUUGCCAGAAAA
This is a messenger RNA of Quercus robur (English oak), 1386 nucleotides long. RefSeq names its product syntaxin-22-like. Lineage: Eukaryota; Viridiplantae; Streptophyta; Magnoliopsida; Fagales; Fagaceae. The coding region runs from base 264 to 1067 and encodes 267 amino acids. Gene Ontology annotation, biological process: intracellular protein transport; vesicle fusion; vesicle-mediated transport. The transcript is spliced from 7 exons. Gene Ontology annotation, cellular component: SNARE complex; membrane; endomembrane system. The record is from RefSeq and is a predicted model, not a curated record. Gene Ontology annotation, molecular function: SNAP receptor activity; SNARE binding.